CGUAAAUGUUGCUAUGGUUACAUAGACGCUCGAGUUUUCAGUUCAGCUUCAGUAUGUCAUCCAAAAAGGGACGGAAGCUGUCCAAAGCUCAGAGGGCGAAGCAGCAGGAAGAAGAGGAGGCGAGGAGGCUGCAAGAGGAAGAAGAAGCCCGACUACAGGCAGAGAAAGAGGAGAAGGAAAGGCUUGAAAGAGAGAGGAAGGAGAAGGAGUUAGAAAGGCUAGAAUUAAAGGACAGAGAGCGCAGAGAGGAUGAGCUGAAUGAACUACGCCAUCUACUGGAGGAGAAUCAUACCACAGUGACCAAAUGGAAAACUGAUGCUGUGGAGAAAGCCAAGUGGGAGAGGUACAUGCGCUGUGAUGGUACCCCUGACCCAGCAGUACAGCAGGAAAUGAACACAUAUAUCAGCUUAUGGAGAGAUGACCCAGAGGUCAAUAUCACACCUGUGCUCAAGCAAUGUCAUCUCGCUCUACAGCUAGUUGAGGAGCUGGAGGCUCUGCUCAGAGAUGUUGCAGAUCCACUAGAAGGCCAGAAGUACCAGGGGGCCCUCAUCAAUUUGCAGGAGCUAAUCCACUCUAAACACAGCCUCACCACUGAGGAGAUUCUCAAGAGGGCCAGUGCAAACAUCGACACUGAAACAGGCAACAUGCAGACCGUAGUGAAAGACAAUAACAUUACACUGUGUCUGUGGGCCAACCUUAAGAAGAAUCCAAGGUUUAAAGGUUUAAACUUUGAAGAGGUGGGCCUUGGCUUUGAGCUUCCCAAGCAGCUGGCUGUGAGUGACAUUGCUGUACGGAUCCUCCACACACACUAUGACCACCUGUCCUUGCUUGCCAGGAUGGCUCACCUGAGAAUACACACACCUAGCCACAGAUCUCUUGCAGGGGGUAAUGAGGUUCCAGUAGACAUAGAUCUACCUGAGCAGGGGGAGACAAAAGAAGAGGUGGUGAAGGAUGACAACGAGACACAACAGCAACAAGCGGACGAGGAGGUGCAGUCCAUUCAAGGAUUAGAAGGCAGGAAGAGUGCAGCCAGUCUACAGUCGAGGAAAAACAGUCCCCAGCCUGCAGAAGGGCAAGGGAGCCAGAUACAGACACAGAUGGAGGCGGUUGGUGCAGAGGGGGACUUGACGUCUACCUCACUGCAGCUCACAAUGAUGGACGGCAGUGAGCAUGUCCAGGCGGUGGACUUGAUGCAGUACUCGCCUCUGGGUGGGGUCUUCUACUAUGACGUGUUCCACCUCCCACCACAAGCCCACCAGGUCAAUGACUGGGAAAUCAGACAGGUGCUGAACACAGGGCUACAAGUGUUUCCCUACCCCACAGAGAAGUCCAGCUCGGAUGUCGAUGAGACCCUCAUCUGCCCUCCUGUUGGGGUGUCUGUGAUGCUGCCCGACUCUGUUGUCUUCUUGGAAACUCCCCAAGUAGCUCGUUGGGAUUCUGCAGGUAAGCAGUGGAGGAUGGACGGUAUCACUGAUGUGUCUUAUGAGGAGGAAAACGCCAAGAUCUCCUUUAAGAUGGGCUCCUUCCAAGCUUUUGUGCUGAUGCAGGAAACCUACGCCAACCUUCCCUUUCAGAGCUGGGAGCUCAGGCCACUGGGCCAAGACUCUGCUGUUUUCACAGUAAACGGAGCACUCAUCGAUCUCAGUAUCACAAUCCAGGGUGACCAGUGUAUGUUGCAGUCAGAGCGGGAGAAAGGCCUCUCUCACCUGCUAGGAAAGUGGAUGAGCAGCCCCGUUCUGCAGAGAGCCAUGCUCAACGCAGGGAUCAACAUCUUCGUGAGCGAGCACACUGACAAAUAUGUCAGCACCUGUGCCAAGGACCCACUUACAGAACAUGCUGCCUACGAGCAGAUGGCCCUCUUUGCCUCUGCGUGCGCUUUCUCAUGGAGCAAGUGGAACGCCAAAUGUGGAGCUGAGCAUCUGGUCAUGCAGGUGUGCGAGCACCAUGGGCCCGGCCCGGUGCCCAGGGACUCGUGGAGUCUCUACCUACUGGGAGCUCAGAGGAGUCAGAAGCUGGAAAUUACAGAGAAGAGUGAAGCUUUCUCUCCAGACCAUUAUCCUGGCAGUGAGUUUCACUCAACCUUCAUUCACAUGCUGCAGGACAACAUGAGCACUGAUGGCAUAGUGAGGACCAGAGAGUCUAAUUAUCUGUUCAUUGAUACAGUACAGAGUCUGCUCUGUGCCACCAGGCCCCUCGUGUAUUCUUAAACCUCUAACCUGGUCGCAUUUUUUAAAGUUAAUUAAAUACAUUUUAAACACCUGAAUUUAAAAAGUAUUUUGGAUGCACAUAAGAAUACACAUCUGCUAUUGUAGAAUUGGCUACUUUAUUUGUGCAAACUUUCACGCAUCUUCUUUGGAACAUACAAAAGUGUAUGAAGUUGAAAACGGUGACCACCACAGCAAGAAUGUAAGGGAAAAUAAUAAUUAAAAAAACCUUUGGUGUUAAAACUGUAACAAUGUAGAAUUAUAACUUAACAAAAAUAAACAUAUUCACAUCUCCCCACUCAAAACUAACAAACUCAUAAAUAUAGAUUUCAAAAACACUUAAAAAAACACUUGAAAUCAAAGUUUUAUUACCAGUGUUUAUAGACUUAAAAGAAAUGAAUUAAAUAUUCCAUUUAAAAGGCUGGCAGUCCCCUGUGUCCUCAAGUGCAUGAAAUGUGUUCAAAAAGCCAUGUGGGACAAUCGGAGCCAUCGUCCAUGAUGACUGUCAAUGGAAAACUGCACUGUGGCCCAUUGUAUGAUAUGGAUCAGUGCUAUCAUUCUGAUUAAGCUGUGACAUGAUCGGUCAGCACUGACAACUGAUCAAGUCUGAUUUGACAGAUUGUGUUGGGUCCAGGUAGACAGGUACCAGCAGCACUGAUAGUAAAACUGCAUCAUAACGUGUUAGAGUUUGAGCAGCCCACUGUAAAGGACAUGUAACUGCUUCUCCUCUUAAAACACAUUCACACACACACACAGACUAACUAAUU
Molecule: messenger RNA, 2971 nt
Organism: Lates calcarifer (barramundi perch)
Lineage: Eukaryota; Metazoa; Chordata; Actinopteri; Centropomidae
Gene: dnai7
Product: dynein axonemal intermediate chain 7
Exons: 16
Coding region: 6-2207 (733 amino acids)
Cellular component (GO): axoneme
Molecular function (GO): microtubule binding; beta-tubulin binding
Source: RefSeq, a predicted model, not a curated record